AUGGGUCUUUUACCAUUGCAGAAAUGCACAUCUGUUAUUCGUUUGUUGGCAUAUGGCUUUCCCGCUAACAUUGUAGAUGAGUAUGUUCGAAUCGGUGGAAGCACUUCAGUUGAGUGUUUAGAAAGUUUUGUUAGGGGCGUGAAUGUUGUAUUCGCGACCGAUUAUUUGAGAAAUUUUAACAACACUGAUGUUGAACAUCUUUUAUAA
Molecule: messenger RNA, 207 nt
Organism: Lathyrus sativus (Indian pea)
Lineage: Eukaryota; Viridiplantae; Streptophyta; Magnoliopsida; Fabales; Fabaceae
Source: the annotation of a GenBank genome assembly